This is a messenger RNA of Letharia columbiana, 429 nucleotides long. RefSeq lists its product as uncharacterized. The record is from RefSeq and is a predicted model, not a curated record. Bases 1 to 429 code for a protein of 142 amino acids. Lineage: Eukaryota; Fungi; Ascomycota; Lecanoromycetes; Lecanorales; Parmeliaceae. The transcript has 2 exons.
AUGCUUCCAAAAAGCACAAAGCCGCACACCGAAGAUACCCUAUAUAUUGUUGCCGCGCUUGCGAAGGGUAAACCACCGACACAUCCCGAAUCCCCAUGGCCCAACGCCGGCUGGGUAUUUCUCCUUUCGCUAGACCUUUCACCCAAUCCUCUUCUACAGCACAAAACUCAACCCAUAAGCCCACAACAGAAGAAACUCCACGUUGACGACCUGUCGAAACGUCCCCUUCCCAUCGAAAAAGCCCGGACCCUGUACGAGAAGCCGGGAUCGCGAUCGAACCGCAUCACCGCGGACAUCGGGGGCGAGUGCGAGAAAGAAAAUGGCCGAAAGGAGUGGGACCGUGCUCGAUUCUACCGCCGUUGGAGGCGAUGGAGCGGAGAUAUCGGGCAAAGGGGGUCGCUUCGGCGGGAUCCCUGGACGGUGAUCUGA